CAUGAGAAAUGAUCGGACAUAUAUGGCAGGAUAUAUUUUCCGUCCGGAGAUAUAUCUUCAUAAACCAGAUAUAUUUUUUUUAUUUUUCGGUGAGCUUCUAAUAUUUGAAUGCAUGAAAUCCCAAAAUUUGUCUCUCAUAAAAACCGAUACAUACUUAACUUUAAAAGCCCUCUUCCUAACAAGUGAUUAAUUACAUAGGAAACCAAGAAUUAACUGCUCUACUCCCCGCUUCUCUGUAGUCACAUCGCAAUCAAUUGAUCUUGUAAUCCAUUUGCAGACGAUUAAGCAAAAAAAUGUGCGCUUUCAGAGUGUUGACCAGGUUAUCGAACACCACCUCCUACGUGAAAACUUCGAAACCCUAUCACCACCAAAUCCUCAGAACUCUUAUUUUGGAGUCUUCACCUUCUCAAUUCGUCAAGCUUCACAAACUCUCUGACGAAGAUUCUGGGAUUGUUGAGGUUAGGUUGGAUAGGCCUGAAGCUAAAAAUGCUAUAGGGAAAGAGAUGCUACGUGGUCUAAGUAAUGUGUUUGAAUUGAUUAAUCAGAACUCUGAUGCUAAUGUUGCUAUGAUCCGCAGUUCAGUUCCUGGUGUAUUUUGUGCAGGGGCUGAUUUAAAGGAGCGUAGGACCAUGAAUCAAUCAGAGGUUAAGUUUUUUGUGAAUUCUUUUCGUUCCACAUUGUCAUUUCUAGAGGAAAUUCGUGUACCAACUAUUGCUGUUAUUGAAGGAGUGGCUCUUGGUGGUGGACUUGAAAUGGCUUUGGCAUGUGAUAUUAGAAUAUGUGGAGCAAAUGCUGUGAUGGGUUUGCCAGAGACAGGACUUGCUAUAAUCCCUGGGGCAGGUGGAACGCAGCGACUACCUAGAUUGGUUGGAAAAGCAAUAGCAAAGGAUAUUAUUUUUACUGGUCGAAAGAUUAAUGGCAUCGAGGCGCUAUCCAUGGGUCUUGUCAAUUACUGUGUUGCUGCUGGUGAAGCUCAUUCCAAAGCACUUGAAAUUGCUCGGGAUAUCAAUCAAAAGGGCCCUGUAGCAAUAAGAAUGGCUAAAAGAGCUAUUAACAAGGGCAUGGAAACAGAUCUAACAUCGGCGUUGGUUUUGGAAGAAGAUUGCUAUGAUAAGGUGUUGAAUACAAAAGAUCGACUGGAAGGCUUGGCUGCAUUUGCUGAAAAGCGGAAACCAAGGUACACCGGUGAGUGAAAGGAAUAUUUCUGCUGACUAUCUCUGUUUAUGUUGCUAGACAGCAAUGUCUAUCAUUAGUGAUUCAAGUGAUGUAUUGAACCUGGAGGCAACUCAGAUGUGAAACUGUCACUACUUUUGCCUCUAUAAUCAUGUGAAAUUGAGACACUGAUUUUAUUCCCAUUGAAGCUAUAAAUUUCACCUUUCUUUUUGCAAUGAA
Messenger RNA from Lathyrus oleraceus (garden pea), 1392 nucleotides. RefSeq names its product probable enoyl-CoA hydratase 2, mitochondrial. The coding region runs from base 294 to 1193 and encodes 299 amino acids. The transcript has 8 exons. Gene Ontology annotation, cellular component: mitochondrion. Gene Ontology annotation, biological process: fatty acid beta-oxidation. The record is from RefSeq and is a predicted model, not a curated record. NCBI's taxonomy places the organism in Eukaryota, Viridiplantae, Streptophyta, Magnoliopsida, Fabales, Fabaceae. Gene Ontology annotation, molecular function: catalytic activity.